AGGUCCAUAAACCUGUGAAAGGUGUUUUAAGACUGGAAAUUGAGAAGCACCAGACAUCUAAUGCAGAGCUGGAAAAUAUUUCAGAAAGUGCCAGCAUGACCAAUGAAUCUAUGUACCUAGGGGAUCAAGUUACUGAUGCAAUGUUCAUUAAGAGCCCCAACAAUGGUUCUGAUGGGCCUCAGAAUAGCAAUUCCAAGUGGAUUCCUAGUGAUGAGAAAAAUGCAACUGGAAAUGGAAACACUCAUGGAAAUCCGGAUCUCAAUGUUGGUGAUGUAAGCAGAAUGCCUUUCUUGCGUUUGUAUUUUCUUUUUAUAUUUUUGUUGCAUUUCAGUUGCUUAUUUGCAUGGCUGAUAGGAACAACCAGGGAAUUUUUCUUGUGUUCUGUAAAUAUGUUCCAGGCAUUUGACUUUCGGACAACUUUGAGAAACAAACCAUUCUUGCAGCUUUUCCAUUCUCUAUAUGUAUAUCCUUUAACUGUGAGCUUGAGUCGGAAAAGGAAUCUAUUCGUAAGAGUUGAGCUAAGAAAGGAUGAUGCAGAUGUUCAUAGACAACCUUUAGAGGCAAUGUAUCCAAGGGAACCUGGUUUAUCACUUCAGAAGUGGGCUCACACACAAGUUGCUGUUGGUGCUUGGGUGGCCUGCUACCAUGAUGAAAUUAAAGUUUCUCUCCCGGCUGUUUGGACACCAUUGCAUCACCUUCUAUUCACUUUCUUCCAUGUUGAUCUUCAAAUGAAACUAGAAGCUCCAAAACCAGUAGUAAUAGGUUAUGCAGCACUUCCAUUAUCCACCCAUGCACGUAAACAGGUUGCGAUCAGAAACUUCUCUACCGAUUAUGAGAGAACUGGUUCCACAGUAUCUUCAAGAAAAUGGAAAGGAGAGGCUGGAUCAUUUGGAAGAUGGAAAAACUAUUUUUAAAUUGCGAUUAAGGCUUUGCUCAUCUUUUUACCCAAUUAACGAGCACAUACGGGCUUUUUUUCUUGAAUAUGAUGGACACACUCUGCGAACAAGCCCUCCCUGGGGUUCUGAACUUUUGGAGGGUGCAGCAGGAGUCAGUUGAUGAUGCUGAACGUAAUCGCUUUCUUGUUAACUAAGUACAUUAUGCUUUUGAUGACUUUGGGGCUUGUCAACCAUCUGUUUAUCCUGGGUUGUCUACUGUGUGGAGUAGCUUGGCCCGUAGUAAGGCAUGGUUCUUUUUUUCUUUUUCUUUUUUUUUUUGUUUCAUGACAUUUAUAAAUGUUUUGAUCAAUGCAAACCCUUCGAACAUAUUUCAUUAGGUGAGAUGAGCUACACUACAGCACCAGAAAUAGGUGGCAUAAAACAUUAAGAUAACAAUCCUCUUCUGGUGUGAGUUCAUUCCACAUUAGUGAAGGUCAUUGGAAUUAUAUUAUUAACUGAAUCAAAUUAAUGUCUGCCACCUAUUAUUCAUUGAUAUGUAACAUAUAGAUUCAGAGUAUAUUAUGCAUAUAAACAAAGGAAAGAGUC
Molecule: messenger RNA, 1481 nt
Organism: Rubroshorea leprosula
Lineage: Eukaryota; Viridiplantae; Streptophyta; Magnoliopsida; Malvales; Dipterocarpaceae
Source: the annotation of a GenBank genome assembly